Molecule: messenger RNA, 9783 nt
Organism: Scophthalmus maximus (turbot)
Lineage: Eukaryota; Metazoa; Chordata; Actinopteri; Pleuronectiformes; Scophthalmidae
Gene: slc71a2a
Product: major facilitator superfamily domain containing 14Ba
Exons: 14
Coding region: 6092-7459 (455 amino acids)
Biological process (GO): transmembrane transport
Cellular component (GO): membrane
Molecular function (GO): transmembrane transporter activity
Source: RefSeq, a predicted model, not a curated record
ACACACACACACACACACAAGACAUGUUUUCUCAACUACAACAAAAAAUGAUAUUGAUUAGGAUGUCAAGGUUAGGUUAGACUUUAGUAUACCAGAUUAGAUUAGAUUAGACUACAACAUACUGGAUUAUAUUACAGAAAGUCUAAUGGAUUAGAUUCAUCUAGAUUAGACAGGCAGUAUGGUGUGGGUCAGAUUCAAGUAGACUUCAUAGACACAUAUCAUGUAUUAAAUUCAAUAGAUUGGAUUGAGUUAGUUGAGAUUAGAUUAGAUUAAGGCAGUGAUGGACCUGUUGCUGCUGUUGUCUGUGGACCUCGUGAGCUUCCUUCUCUCUUUGCAGAGCAGCAGCAGCUUUAGACAACUCUGACUUCUCUCUGGGGAAAAAAGGUAAGUAGAAAGAAUAUUCACAGAGUUGAUCAGUGAAUCAGUCCCAGGAUGAUCUUCUUCCUGCAUGCGUUAACUUGCGGUCGGAAAUACAGAUGUGAAAACCAACGUGUACCGAUCCAGUUUGUGGAACUCCUGGUCCAGCAGAGCGAACGCUGCCUGGAUCCUCUUCAUGGCCUCAUCUCGGACUGCACCGAAGUCUCUGUGGACAAACACCUGCAGGAGGAAUCAGACUCACAUCACCUGGUGUUUCAUCAGAGUGAACAGAGAACAACUGGACUACGACUCCACACUGCUACUGUUGACAGUACUACUGCUCCUACUACUACUGCUACUACUACUACUACAACUACUGCUCCUACUACUACUGCUGCAAUAGCUACUGCUACUAAUUCUACUAUGACCACUGCUACUGUAGGUACUUCUACUGCGACUGCUACUCCUACAACUACCCUCCUGCAAAUACAUGCUGCUCCCUCCUGCUACUACUGCUGAUACUGCUGCAACAGUUCCUGCUUCUACUUUUACUGUCACUACUGCUACUGGAACAACUGCGGCUGCCUACUGCCUCUACCAAUACUUCUACUACUGCAACGACCAGGGUACCUACUACCACCACUGUUACUGCAACUACUUCCACUGCAGCUGCUACUACUGCUAGAACUACUACUACCAAUAAUGGAACUCUCAUAAGUACACCUCCCUACUACUGAUACUGCUGCACCGACUAGGCCUCCUGCUGCUUCUUCUACCUCUGCAACUGCCGAUGCUCCGAGAGCGUCUACGACAUGAAUCACCAGCGUAUGUUUGUGAGGACAUAUAGUUGCCCACGGCCUCUUUUGCCUCGUGUCUGUGUGCAAGUGUGACUGUGUGAUCGCUGUUACUGUUGCUGUAAUUUGUCAUCACCUGAGCGUCAGCCGCGGUGUUCCCGCUCCGGCCGCGCGGAGCCGAGGCCGCCUCGCUCAGCUCGUAGCGGACGUUGGGAACCUUUGUGGGGGCGAAGCUGCUUCAACAGUCACAACCCAGAACGAAACCACGAGUUUGUGAAACUGAGACGUGAGACUGGAACAGACGGAAACUGAAAACAUCCGACACACGAGAUGGACACGCAGGUGUGAGCAGCAGCUGCUGACCUGUGGCUGACUCCCUGCAGACCAAACUCUGACAGGAUCUCCUUCAUCACUGGGGGUUCCCAACAACCGCUACUGUCACUGUUUCUGAAGUUAAAUCCUCCACAGUAUUUUAGAAUAACACAAAUGUGAAUACUGCACCUGGUUGUCUCUCGGAGGGGUUGAUGAGCUUCAUCACCUUCAGGUCAUUAAACUCCUGCUCCUCAUUCUUCCCUCCGAACACAUACAGCUGCCAACCCAACAAUCACACACAUUUCGUAUUAACACGGUCAACAUAGCGACGCGAAUGAGACGUUCGACUACGGACGACUGACGUGACUGUGGAGGAUGAAGGCCGUGUGUCCGUGUCGACGAGCCGGAGGAAGCCCGACGUACAGCGGAACCUUCCACUUCAUCUUGGCUGGAGAGACACGAGGGGGGAAAUGUUUGACAAACCAUAACCCGAAAACUUUCUUCUUGCUUUGGUUUCAGUCGCUCACCAAUACUGAGUUUGUGGAUUUCAUUGGAUGACGUCUCUGUGCCGUCCUCGUCUCUGCCUCUGCCGCCAAACAAGUAGACGUCCUCGACGGGGAAACGAGGAACAUUCAGUGUGAUCACACCACAACAACAACAACAACAGGAUGGGCUGUGUCAGUCAAACCAGGAUAUUAAAGGGGCAGUAAGAGAUUUUGGAGCAAGCUGUUUGUACCUUAUCAUGGUGUGCGCUCAGCGUCUGUCCGCUACAGGCCGCGGGCGAUUCUCCCUUCACCUCCCACUUCUGCCACAGCAGGUUCCCUAGAAAAUCAGGACGGACACAAAGGUCAGAGAUCACAGGCCGAACGAUCUGUGGGUGUUCACGGUUCGUUUGACCUCCGGUGUCACAUUGGAUGCUGGUUUCCUACGAGCAGAUGUAAACAGUUAUCUGAUUUAAGAAAAUCAGCUGUUUUAUAAGGUAGGAAAUAGAUUUAACACGAUUGUCAGAGGUGUGUUUCAUAAGCACCUCGAAUAACUUUUAUUUUGUUUUUGCAAAAAAACUCAAAAGGGCAUUUAUCAACUUUCAAAAGCGACAGUUGUGGGAGUCUGGGGGUGACUGUCUUAUAUGGAAUGAUUCCAUAAAACGUUACAUUACGUGUUUCUAGAGGUUGUUGACAUUUUAAAAUUUCAAAUGGUUCUUCUAUCGAUAGAAUGAGUGACUGUAGCUGUGUUGUUGCAGGUUAUUGCGCGACAGGACUGAGGUGAAACAUUUCACACCCGAGGUCACGUGACUCGGCGUCUGACCUGUGUUGAGGACGUGAAGAUCUUUACAGAAGUGUCCGUCUGCUCCCUGACCUCCGAACAUGAACGCCUGCUCGCCGACCAGAGCGAAACUCUGACCACACCUACGCACACGCACACACGCACACACAGUCACAAAUACUACAAAAUCCUUUUACCUGCACAUAUAAAUAUACAUUUUAAUAUUUCUCUAAUAAGUCCUUUGUGGAUCUUAUGUCAUAUUCAGUGUCUCACAGGGCCGGAGGCAGCGAUCCACUGGUUUUAACCGGCGUCCAGGAGAGAGACACUGAAACAAGUGGAACAAUAACACGCAUGAAGUAAAAUAAGAAGAGACGUUAAUCAAGAUCAUAACGCGGUUGGUGUGUGUUUUUGUUGUUUUAUUCUCUGGACCCGUGCUGAAGACCAGGAGGUCGUCGGUCGGACUUCCUCCCAGGUUCCCUCCGUACACGUAGAUGUUGUCUCCCACGGCGACAGAGCUGUGUCCGAGCGUUCUGGGGGCCACGCCCCCGGUUGCUAGGCGAUCCCAGGUGAGGGACACUGGGAGGAGAAAGGGAAACAUCAUCAUCACGGCCAUGUUUAAGCAGAAUGAGGAGCUCUCCUCUUCCUCCUCGUCCUCGUCCUCACCGAUGUCGAAGCUGUAGACUCCUGGGAGACACUCGGUGGCGUCGGGGCGGCACACGCCACCAAACAGCGCUGCAGGUUACCAGAGGGCGUGUCCUUCUCUGGCCGCGGGGACGUCUCCGCUCUGAGGAAUCUCCUCCCACGUCACGUCGUCCGGAGACACUGCGAUCAGAGGUACAAGUCUAUUCAAUCAUGUAUUACUUUUAUUUACUAUGCAGAAGAAGUAGAAUACCAUUCAUUUCAUGGCACAGUUAUGGAAUAUGUUUAAUUUUUUUGACCUGUCAACAUGUAGAAGUCGUUGAAGUAAACAGGUUCGAUCUCCUGAAGAAAAGAGAAGAGUUCAGAUUAUAUAUGUUUUACUGUGCGGCUCCACAUAUUCAGGCAGAGGAGGAAAGAAGUGCUCAGAUCCCAAAAGUACAUUAGUAUACUAUAUCAUUUAUUAAUGUAUGUAUAUAUUUGUGCGUAUUAUCUCGUUAUCAUUUUGAAAGUCAAAAUUAAUGUAGUGGAGUAGAAAUACGACAUUUACCUCUGAAAUGUAGAGAAGUGGAAGUAUAAAUAGAUGGAAAUACUCUUGUAAAGUACAAUUACCUCAAGGUUGUACUUGGGUAAAUGUACCUUCUUACUGUUCACCACUGUGUUCAGGUGUUUAUGAGUCUAACUGUCUUUUUAAAAAAGGGGGUUGGGGGUCAAAUGACCUCGUGGUUGAGGUCGGAGGCUCCUCCGAACAGAAAGGCGACGCUUCCCGCCACAGACACAGCGUGUCCAUACCUGCCAAACAACCAGAAGACUAAAUCUUUUAUAGUUUCAUCUGCACAGUUACUCUGUGUUAAGUUAUUAAUAUAUACAUUAGCCCGUGCUGUAGUAUAGUGUGUGUUUUACUGCUGAGCUUUUAAUUUGAAGGAGGAAGAAGAAGAACGACGUGACCCACCUGGGACCUGGAGCUUCUCCCCUCGUCUCUCUCUCCAGCCAGUGACCGCUGGCUAACGCCAUCCUCACGUCUGCCGUCACACACACACACACACACACACACACACACACACAUAUACACCCCGUUGCUUAAACUGAAUUAUGUCGUCACUCCAUCUUUUUUUGGGGGCUCAUGUUCCCUGAACUGGCGACGUGACGACAGACGUCAACCUGCCCUUUCACCUCUAGGUGGUGCUACAGCCACACGAUGACCUUUAAAUUGAUAUAUCUUCAUGCAAACUAUUACAUUUUUCUGUCAUAAUCCCACGUCUAUAUCUAGAGGAUCGCGUGGCCUUGAUGGAUGUUUUAAUUCUGAAUGUUUUCUAUUAAAAAAGCAACGUCAUCUGAAUCAAAACCUACUUGUUGGGAUUUGCAGGAUGGUGACUUCCUUCCUGUCGUCGUUCUGCUGAAGCCGCUCUGAGUCGCCUCAGCUCUGAGUCCAGCGUCCGUCCUCCUCAUCCGUCCUCCUCGUCUCCGUUUACAGCUGGACGCCAACCGGAAGUGGUCGUGAGCGGUGUGACUUGACGGGAGGAUCGGCGGACCGGACAGAGACUGUGACCGGGACAAGUUGUGGAUUAUUCUCUGUCACGUUUCUCGCUCCGAACCUUCUCUCUCGGGUUUUAGCCUCUUCGGGGCUAAAAGCAGAUCAAGGAGUUCAUCCUGGAAGUACCCGGGGAACCGCGCAUCUCUACGCGGCAUGGAGGGUGCUUCGUGCCCGGCCGGUGCGACGAGAUGAUGGCGGCGGCGGCGGAGCCACCGGCGGCGGCGGCGGCGGCCACCGGCCCCGGUCGGGUGGUGCUGGUCAAGAAGAUCCUCAUGAAGGACGGAGCCGCGGUGCGUGAAACGAGCCAACCCGCCAUUUUACUGUCCGCCAACCUGCCGCGGUUAUUAUUGAAUAUCCUGGAGGGUUCAUAUUUAAUUAUUGAAUGUACUGGAGGGUUCAUAUUUAAUUAUUGAAUGUACUGGAGGGUUCUUAUUUAAUUAUUUUAUCAGAUUCAGUAUUUAGUUGAUGCGAUGUUUGAUUUUAAUCUGUGUGUGUGUGUGUGUGUGUGUGUGUGUGUGACAUAACAGGGUGUGAGAAGUCUCAUUUAUACAUUUAUCUAAAGAAAAAGAAGAAAUAAAGCAGAUCAUAUUUUCUUACUGUAAUCUGGUUUAUUGAUUUUUUUCCGUGCGUAAUAAUUAUAAAAAUAUAUAAUUGAUGUCCCAGUUGUUGUAAUGAGUGAGUGUGUUUUCAUAUAUGCGGCGGAGGGAUGGUGUGGAUGAGGCCGUGAUGGAGGCCCUGUGGCCCCGCGCUGUGGUGCUGAUGCUGAUGAUGAUGGAUCCGUCGUCUGUUAUGUAACCGCGGCCGGGCGGAGACUAAAGACCCGGGCCCCGCACGGCGUCCAUUUUAUCAUCCCUGCCUCCUCCACCGUCACCUCACAGUGUCUCACCAUCACCAUCAUCACCAUCAUCAUCAUCAUCAUCAUCAUCACCAUCAUCACCAUCUUCAUCAUCACCAUCAUCAUCAUCAUCACCAUCAUCAUCAUCACCAUCAUCAUCAUCACCAUCAUCAUCACCAUCAUCAUCAUCAUCACCAUCAUCAUCACCAUCACACACGACGACGACAACAAUUGCGUCGUUUGUCACCGAGGCGCUGACGCAAAUCAAACCUGCAGCAGGGUAUCGGCAGGCCCAGUGUGUAUCACGCCGUGGUGGUGAUCUUCCUGGAGUUCUUCGCCUGGGGUCUGCUCACCACGCCCAUGCUCACCGUUCUACAUGAAACGUUUCCGCAGCACACGUUCCUGAUGAACGGACUCAUUCAGGGCGUGAAGGGUCUGCUGUCGUUCAUGUCCGCUCCUCUGAUUGGUGCGCUGUCGGACGUGUGGGGCCGGCGCUCCUUCCUGUUGGUCACCGUCUUCUUCACCUGCGCCCCGAUCCCCCUGAUGAGGCUCAGCCCCUGGUGGUACUUCGCCAUGAUCUCCAUGUCCGGAGCCUUCUCCGUCACCUUCUCCGUCAUCUUCGCCUACGUCGCCGACGUGACCUCAGAGAGGGAGCGGAGCACGGCCUACGGUCUGGUGUCGGCGACCUUCGCGGCGAGCCUGGUGACGAGUCCGGCCAUCGGCGCGUACCUGUCGGCCUGGUACGGCGACAACCUGGUGGUGCUGCUGGCCACGCUGAUCUCGCUGGCCGACAUCUGCUUCAUCCUGCUGGCCAUGCCCGAGUCGCUGCCCGACAAGAUGAGGCUCAACACCUGGGGGGCGCCCAUAUCCUGGGAGCAGGCCGACCCCUUCGCCUCUCUGAGGAAGGUGGGUCAGGACUCGACCGUCCUGCUCAUCUGCAUCACCGUGUUCCUGUCGUACCUGCCGGAGGCCGGACAGUACUCCAGCUUCUUCCUCUACCUCAGACAGGUGGUAAAUUUCUCCUCCACAACCAUCGCGGUUUUUAUCGGAGUGGUGGGAAUUAUGUCCAUCGUAGCUCAGACUCUGUUCCUCACCCUCCUGAUGAGAACUCUGGGUAACAAGAACACGGUUCUGUUGGGUCUGGGUUUCCAGAUCCUCCAGCUCGCCUGGUACGGCUUCGGAUCCGAGCCAUGGAUGAUGUGGGCGGCCGGUGCUGUAGCAGCGAUGUCCUCCAUCACCUUCCCAGCUGUUUCUGCUCUGGUGUCACAAUCUGCUGAUCCUGAUAAACAAGGCGUGGCUCAGGGGAUGAUCACAGGGAUCCGAGGUCUGUGUAACGGUCUCGGUCCAGCUCUGUACGGAUUCAUCUUCUUCCUCUUCAACGUGGAGCUCAACACCUUGGACCCGAUCCCGGGCGACUACAACAUCGACCCGCUGCCGGCGCAUGGUCCCACGGAGCGAGGGCUCAUCCCCGGCCCGCCCUUCCUGUUGGGGGCGUGCUCCGUGGUGGUCGCCUUCAUCGUGGCGCUCUUCAUCCCCGAGAAGCCCACCUGCGCCUCCUCCUCCUCGGAGCUGUCCCUCGGCGACAAGCCCCACCCGGACAGCAAGGAGUCCAUGUCCUCGCUGGCCGGCGUCCACAUCAACACGCCGCUCCCGGGCAGCGACGAGGAGGCUCCUCCCAGCGCCAGCGACGAGGACUUUGAGCCGCUGCUGCAGGACAGCAUCGUUUGACGGGCGGGGCGGAAAGAGCCGAUUGACAUUUUUUUUGCAAAAGCAGUCCCACGUUUUUCUUUGCACUAGGAAACCGUGAGUGACGGCGAGGAGUUCCUCUGCCCUCAGAGACAGGCAACAUCUUGUGAAGCGACCAAUGAGGACGGUUCUGUCAGAGGAGGGGGGCGGGAGCAACGAGCUGAAAAAUAAGAUGUCAUCAUUGAACUGGACAGAAGAGACGACGGCGGGACGGUUGGCGGUCGUCGGCCGAUCGCGUGACGAGUGUUCGGAGGAUUCACGUUCAUCUCAAAGCUUGAAGUCGUUGAUUGUUUUUUUUGUGAUAAACAAGCGAAGGUGUUUUUUAAUCCUUCAACUUUAUGGAUCUAAAGCUGUUUAUUAACGUUGUGUUUUAUUUUUUUAUUGGUUUAUUGUAUAAAGGAAACAAGUCUGCUACAUAUUAUUCACAGCAGCAGAAACAUCAGUAUUGAUUUAUACUUUUUCAUUUGCUGAAUAACUUUUCCUUUUCUUACACUUUUUCCUCUUUGCCAGAGCUUUUUUUUUAUUAUUAUUCGUUUUUUAAUGUUCAGCAUCUUACAAGCUAAUGAUGCCGAGGUAUGAAUGUGACAAACAUGAUCCAACAAAAUAUCAUUUUUAUUUUCAUCCAACUCAGAUUUUUUCCCCCUAAGAAGUCGCAAAAAUGUAUUUUUUGUAGAUAUUAUAGAAAAAUACGAAACACAGAAUACUUACAAAUAUAAAUUACCUCACUGGAUAGCUGUCACUCACUUGUCGUCCCCGUGUGUCACACUACCUCAGAUCACUUUUUUUUAUUAUUCUUUAUUAUUUUUUUUCUAUCAUAGUCACUUUAUGGAAGUGCCGCUGCUGGCUGCUGGCAGUGGGAGAAAAAAAACUCAGAGCUGCAACCCUGAUGUUUUUAUUUUAGAAUUGUUUUAAUUUCAUGUGAUUCUGCAACAGAGACGAUUGAAAAGUGUGAAUUUUACUUUUGUUAAACUUUUGUUUUUUACUUUUAAUUUUGUCAUUUUGGUGAAGGUCCAACACCAAAAGCUAAACACUAAAAUCUCACCAAUUGUGGCGUGUAGAUAUUAAUAUAUAUUUAAUUUAAUAUAUUUAAUAUAUAAUAUUUUAUAUAUAUAUAUAUAUAUAUAUAUAUAUAUAUAUAUAUAUAUAUAUAUAUAUAUAUAUAUAUAUAAAAUAUAAUAUGUAUUUAAUGGAUAUAUUUAGCCAGAUUUGUCUACGACUAACUACAACACCACGUUGCUCUCAGCUCUUGUCUCAUAUUCCGAUUGUCCUCUGGUGUUGUAAUACCAAACUUUUUCUUGUUAUAUAAAAUUGAUUUAUGACACGACUUUGCUUCCGCGGUGUCACGAUGUCAUGUAACGCCCCUCGCUGCCAUCGUGACACCUCAAAGUUCCUCAGGGUCGGUGGUACCUUCGAUUAGAACCUCCACCGGAUGCUCGGACCCAAAAUAAUCUUGUCUAUUCUUUAUUUUUUUUUGCGUGUUGCAGGUUUGAGGGUUUUUUUCUUUCCCGUCAGCAGUAAAAACAAAAAACCCUGUGAAUGAAUUUAUACUUGAAUCAUCAGACAGAGAUUUUAUGAGAGAUUUAUUAAAGGAACAAAUCUUGAAGAGUUAUAUAAAACUGGCACAGAGUUGUACAUAACCUGUUUGAUUUAUGACCUUAACGUGUAAAUGAAAAUGUGAAUACUAUGGUUUUUGUAUAUCAUGUAUAAGUAAGUGAAGUAGUAUUUUUUUUUAGUCCUGUGACGCUCAGUGGCACUAAAGCAGUGGAUUAAUCAUUCUUCUUUAGUUCAUCAAAUUGUAAUAAUUCCCGCUUUUAUUGAGCCCUGAGUCUGUUUACAUGCGCACUAGUAUCUUAUUCUGUCUUUAGUCACAUUAUGUGUAAAAAAAAAGCUCAUUUAUAUCCCUACAACUCAUAUACAGUUUUUAAAUUACCUUUUUUAAGAUAAAAACUUGAAGAUAUAUGCAUUUUAAUGAGUUCUACCAUAUUAUCCCAUUUAUUGAUUUUGCUCGUCCAUUUUUGUUUUUACAAAUUCCAUAAUGCAGGUUUCUAUGUUUAUAUGUGUACAAAUACUGACAAAUUAUAAUUUAGGAUAUUUUAGUGUGCAUUUAAAUACUCAGAGGUUAUUUACUCGACCACUGCGGCCGCUCGGUGACCCGACAGUGUAAAUAUUGUACGAGGACUGGAUGUCUGUACUGUACUGUACAUGUGACAGAAACCAAAUGUACAACUGUAAAUACACUUUGUCCAGUGUCUCGUCUGAAAGUGCACCAGCCCCUUGUUGGAAAAUUAAAAUGGAACAACACAUGA